AGUAGCACCCUGACUAUCAGCUGAGAGACCACAACACCCACACUUUCCCAGACCAGGGCCAGUUUUAAGUGGCUAUCCGGGACUCAGAGCCACUUCAGCCUGAGCAACAUGCUUGAGACUGCAGAGCUGUACUUCAAUGUGGACCAUGGCUACCUGGAGGGCCUGGUGCGAGGAUGCAAAGCCAGCCUCCUAACUCAGCAGGACUAUGUCAACCUAGUGCAGUGUGAGACCUUGGAAGAUCUGAAAAUUCAUCUUCAGACCACUGACUAUGGCAACUUCCUGGCUAAUGAAACAAACCCUCUCACUGUUUCCAAAAUUGACAUGGAGAUGAGGAAGAAGCUCUGCAGAGAGUUUGACUAUUUCCGGAAUCAUUCCUUGGAACCCCUGAGCACAUUUCUCACUUAUAUGACAUGCAGCUAUAUGAUAGACAACAUAAUUCUACUGAUGAAUGGGGCAUUGCAAAAGAAAUCCGUGAAAGAAGUUCUAGCCAAGUGUCACCCACUGGGCCGUUUCACAGAGAUGGAAGCUGUCAACAUUGCAGAGACCACCUCAGAUCUCUUCAAGGCUGUGCUGGUUGAAACACCAUUAGCUCCAUUCUUCCAAGAUUGCAUGUCUGAAAACACUCUUGAUGAACUGAAUAUUGAAUUACUGCGCAAUAAACUAUACAAGUCUUACCUUGAGGCAUUCUACAAAUUCUGCAAGGAUCAUGGUGAUGUCACGGCAGACGUUAUGUGUCCCAUUCUUGAGUUUGAGGCCGACAGACGCGCUUUAAUCAUCACUCUGAACUCAUUUGGCACUGAGCUGAGCAAAGAAGACCGGGAGACCCUCUUCCCCACCUGCGGCAAGCUCUAUCCGGAGGGGCUGCGGUUGUUGGCUCAAGCUGAAGACUUUGAGCAGAUGAAGAGAGUGGCAGAUAAUUAUGGAGUUUACAAGCCUUUGUUUGACGCUGUCGGUGGCACUGGGGCAAAAACACUGGAAGAUGUUUUCUAUGAACGAGAGGUACAAAUGAAUGUGCUGGCAUUCAACAGGCAAUUCCACUAUGGAGUGUUUUAUGCAUAUGUGAAGUUGAAGGAGCAAGAGAUGAGAAAUAUCGUGUGGAUAGCAGAAUGCAUCUCACAGAGACAUCGAACUAAAAUCAACAGCUACAUUCCAAUUUUGUAAGCCAGUAUGCAGAAGGUCAUACAUGUUGGCAGGAAGUCACUGAGGAAAGGAAAGGGGGUUGUGUCACAUUAUCUAGAUUAUAUAAAAGGAAGUCAUACCACCUUUCCAUAAACUGCAUGUCCCCGGGAAGCCCAGUAAACAGAACUUGAAACAAAGGAUUCCUUUCUUGUUUUCAACAAGACUCAGCCAUUUUUUUCACAUUUAUGACUUAUUGCUCACUAGCCUCACACAUUCAUUUUAAUUGACCUUGUGGCACUCUUUGUACUUUCAUUUAGUCAGACCAAAAUCAUAGCUAAUCAGGUUCUUCACUCCUUCUUUUCCAUUCUUCUCCCCAAGCUCAAACACUGAGUAUCUGCUUUAUUUUAUGUGUUUGGCCCUUCCAUGCAUUCACAAAAAUGCAAAGCUGUGGGUAGUUAACAUACACCACGUUUGCUGAAAAAAAUGCUGCCUUUUUCCCCCCAAGACUUUUAGAUAGGUACUCCUAAGAAAGAUAGAUUCCCAGGAUGCAAGUAUUAUUAAAUGUAUUACUAAAUUAGAUUGUCACAAAACACACACACAUACACACACAAACACAAACAGACACAUGUAGAGUGAGAGAGACACAAAAAAGAUGAACAAAUUAAACAGAUAUCUAUAUCAGAGGUUCUAUCACACUUUAUUCAAGAAAACCCCACUAAUUGUACUUUGUUCCUUCAGAAGAUGUAGAUAUAGUAUGGUUGCUUCAUAAAGUUGAAACCAAUGCAGAGACUGCUCAGAAAAAGAAAACAGCGAGAUAUGCCUCCAAUACUUUCUUUAAGUAGGAAAGUGUUCUUAAAUCUAGUCUAUAUUUGCUAUGCUUCAAGAAUUAAACAUGUGCAGUCAACAUGAUGAAUCAGCAGGUAAGAGAGCUUGAUGUCAACUCUAAAUCCGUGAGUUCAAUUCCUGGGAGCUCACGUGUAGAAGGAGGGAACUACAAAGAACUACAAGAUCUCCUUUAACACGUUAAUCUUUACUUACGCACCCCCACCUCUUACACACACUUAUACAAGAAUUUUAAAGAAGCAUGCAGAAAUUAUUUGAACUAUUUUUACUAUAAGCUCUCUAUAUAAACAUGCUGUCUAGAACAGUAUGCAUAAACUAAGGAGCACAAUAUUUUUAUGUAGAAUAAUCAUUUAUAAGUAUAAAGAAAAAAAAUGAUUUGUUGAACUAAGAGGGAAGCCAGUGCCUACUCCGGGACUGCAGAUGCAGUGUACUCAGCUGCCUCCUGCCCAGACCAACACACCUUCUCCAGGGGACUCUCCUCACAAACCCUGACCCCAAAGAAACCCCUCUAAACUGUUCUAUCACAUAUUUUGUGGCAGCAACAGAGCAAAGUAACUAACACAGAAAACUGACACUGUAUUUGCUACAAUAAACUUGAUAUUGUGAUGGCC
Molecule: messenger RNA, 2573 nt
Organism: Mastomys coucha (southern multimammate mouse)
Lineage: Eukaryota; Metazoa; Chordata; Mammalia; Rodentia; Muridae
Gene: Atp6v0d2
Product: ATPase H+ transporting V0 subunit d2
Exons: 8
Coding region: 109-1161 (350 amino acids)
Biological process (GO): proton transmembrane transport; vacuolar acidification; vacuolar transport
Cellular component (GO): early endosome; lysosomal membrane; proton-transporting V-type ATPase, V0 domain
Molecular function (GO): proton-transporting ATPase activity, rotational mechanism
Source: RefSeq, a predicted model, not a curated record